UCGCCCUACGCGCAUGCGCGCGUCGCGCCCGGUUGCCACGGCUAUAAAACACGCGGCGCACGCCGUGGACGACAGAAAACGAUCAACGCGAGUGUGAUCAGUGCGAAUACUGCGAAUCAAAGCCAUUCAAAGCGAAUCCGUUGCUAGACAGCGAACCGGCUUGACGACAAGUCAUCUCAUCUUACCGGCGAUAAUUCGCUUGAGAUAUAUUUCUCACAUCUCUUUCGAGUCUUUCCUGAGGAAAAAGAAGAAGGAGUCAGCAUGUCUCUGGUACCGUUGUUGUUCUCCGACUGGUGGGAGGACCUGGAGUACCCGCACCGGCUCUUCGACCAGAACUUCGGCCUGGGCAUUCACCCGGACCAACUGACGCAUCCGAACAUCGUCGAGCGUUUCGCGCUGCCGCAACGCGACCGGCGUCUACGUGUGUCACCCUUGGCCUAUUACCGGCCCUGGGGCGAGCUGUUGCGCAGCAGGGAGGACGGCGGCAUGUCCACCGUCAAGGCGGACAAGGACAAGUUCCAGGUGGUCCUGGACGUGCAGCAGUUCAAGCCCGAGGAGAUCAACGUCAAGGUCGUGGACAAGAGCGUGGUGGUCGAGGCCAAGCACGAGGAGAAGCAGGACGAGCACGGCUGGAUCUCGCGACAGUUCGUCCGCAAGUACAUGAUACCGGAACAGUGCGAUAUCAAUCAGGUGACAUCGAACCUGUCGUCCGACGGCGUGCUGAGCAUCACCGCGCCCAGGAAGGACCAGCCGAAGCUGCAGAACGAGCGGGCGAUCAAGAUCCAGCACACCGGCAAGCCGGCGAUCCAGGAGAAAGCGCAAGAAAAGGCGCAGGAGAAGGCUCAGGAGAAGAAGAAGUAAAAAGUAGAGCCGCGCGAACGUAUAAAAAAAAAAGCCUUAAUCUAUUCUUAACGUUCACCGAAACGGCUGCCGGUGUCGGCUGAGAGUGUCAGUCCGAGACUGAUACCGCAACAGUGUGACGAACUAAACGAGCUCAGGGACAUGUCAAAGCUGGCGAUCAGGCGUUGCGUGAAUCCAUCGCCCGCCAUCAGCAAGGAUGACUUCCAGGUGGUGCUUCUUCGAAGUAUUAACUAUUCAUAUUGUUCGUUAAAUCAAUAUUAUGUUCCUGUGUAUAAUCCUACGGACGUGCGAUAGAUCUAUCGACCGUUAGAGACGUACGAACUUGAUAUCAGUCUAUUUUGCAAGUUAGUCCCUGUAAUAUGAUUAAAGUUACGAUUACUUAUAUACGAGGGGGUUUCUAAGUCCGUAUAAUGCAUUUAUUUAAAGAUUAUUCAUUUAAUUAAUUAUUUUUAAAGGACUGUCAAUUGAACCAAUAAUAUUUACUAUUCCUAAAUUAACUACUAUCUCAUAAAUUAGGAAACAUUACUUCUAAUUUCAUAAGUGCUCCAUUUUUUAUUUUUUAUUGAAAUUUAGUUUCAUCGAUUUCUGUGCUGGGCUGACAGAAGAAUUACUACUGAAAUUCUAUCAUGAACUUUCACAAUAAGAUAGAAUAGAUGAGCUAGGAUGUAUUUAUUAUUAGGUGUACUCGAAUAAAGGUCCUAUAAUUAGUGUUAAGUGAAAAGAAGUAUAAAAUUUUUGUUUUUGUCUGGAAUAUAGAAAAUUAAUAAUUGUAAAACUGAUGUAAGACUGCGAUUAUUUGUCAAAUAUAAGAAUUUUUUUUU
Temnothorax curvispinosus is the source of this 1682-nucleotide messenger RNA. RefSeq names its product protein lethal(2)essential for life-like. The transcript is spliced from 2 exons. Lineage: Eukaryota; Metazoa; Arthropoda; Insecta; Hymenoptera; Formicidae. The record is from RefSeq and is a predicted model, not a curated record. Gene Ontology annotation, biological process: response to heat; protein refolding. Gene Ontology annotation, molecular function: protein folding chaperone. Bases 262 to 861 code for a protein of 199 amino acids.